Pediculus humanus corporis (human body louse) is the source of this 516-nucleotide messenger RNA. RefSeq lists its product as uncharacterized. The record is from RefSeq and is a predicted model, not a curated record. Gene Ontology annotation, biological process: protein folding; protein peptidyl-prolyl isomerization. The transcript has 4 exons. Gene Ontology annotation, molecular function: peptidyl-prolyl cis-trans isomerase activity. Gene Ontology annotation, cellular component: catalytic step 2 spliceosome. The coding region runs from base 1 to 516 and encodes 171 amino acids. NCBI's taxonomy places the organism in Eukaryota, Metazoa, Arthropoda, Insecta, Psocodea, Pediculidae.
AUGGCUUUGGUCAGUAAUCCGUCCAUUCCCGAUAAAAAUUGGCGCCCACACUUUGCAGUUUUAGAAACCUCCAUGGGUGAAGUAACAAUAGAAUUAUAUUGGAAACAUGCUCCCAAAACUUGCAUGAAUUUUGCUGAAUUAGCUCGACGUGGAUAUUAUAACAAUACUAAAUUUCAUAGAAUUAUUAGAGACUUUAUGAUUCAAGGUGGUGAUCCCACAGGAACUGGUCGAGGAGGAUCAUCUAUUUACGGUAAAGAAUUUCCUGAUGAAAUCCAUGAAGACUUAAAACAUACAGGUGCCGGAAUUAUUUCCAUGGCUAAUUCAGGCCCUGACACCAAUGGAUCUCAAUUUUAUAUAACCUUAGCUCCUACUCAAUGGCUGGAUAAAAAACACACAAUUUUCGGUAGAGUCUCUGGAGGAAUGCCUGUAGUAAAAAGAAUAGGUCUAGUUGAAACGGACAAAGAUGAUAGACCUGUGGAUGAUGUUUACAUCAAGAGAGGUUAUGUGAAAUAUUAA